Molecule: messenger RNA, 994 nt
Organism: Paramacrobiotus metropolitanus
Lineage: Eukaryota; Metazoa; Tardigrada; Eutardigrada; Parachela; Macrobiotidae
Exons: 2
Coding region: 65-778 (237 amino acids)
Biological process (GO): chitin catabolic process; cell wall macromolecule catabolic process
Molecular function (GO): chitinase activity
Source: RefSeq, a predicted model, not a curated record
UAUACAACAGUGCUGAAUUAUAGAAGGUUAUCAGCAGAAUUUCUUGCAGUUUUGAUGAACUAGUAUGUUCUCAAUACAUGCUGUUAAAAGAUCUUCAGUGUGCGAGUGCUGCAUUGUACAGAGUAGAAUGUUGAGGCCUGCGUUAUUGUUGACAUUACUAACGGUGUGCACUGUUAGUAUGCAGGCCGCAGUCGGAGCCUUAAUCACCAAAGCCCAGUUCCAGGAAGCGGUGAGCCAGCUGAGCCAUGCCUACGGUUACGCCGCUCCGUCGGACGCCCUUUACGAAAGUUUUAUCAGCGCGGCCCAGAAAGCCAAAAUUGCAUCCAAACGGGAACUGGCUAUGUUCCUGGCGAACAUCCUCCACGGCAGCAACGGUUUAGCCACCACCGAAGAGUACGGUCCGCCCUACACCCCGGCGGAGCAGGAUCCUGAGCAUCCAGAACGGAGCUACCAUGGCCGCGGAUACCUAAUGUUGCGGGGAUUCCCGAAUUACAAGACCGUUUCCACGGGACUGUAUGGGGAUGAUCGGUUGGUGAAGAACCCCGAUUUAGUCAGUGAGGAGGCGGCCGCCUGGGAUACCGCGGGAUGGUUUUGGGGGAAUAAGGUCCAUGGACAAGAUGCGGUGCAGCAAGGACAGUUUGGGGCGUCUCAUAAGAUUGUGCAUGGCGGGGACGGAUGUGGGACUUCCUUGAGACAGUACGAGCGAUACGAAGUAUAUAAGAAAAUUUUGGCGGUGUUUGAACCUAACGAGGUUCCCGACAAUGCUGGAUGUAAUUAACGAAUUUGUUGCUUUUAUUAACAUCGCAUUUUUCUAAUUCGAGUUAGAAUUCUGCUCGUUUAAUUAGCAUCCGGGCUGUAUAAUUAUUUCCACUAUGUGUUUUCAGCAUCCCCCUUUCAAACCAAUUUUAACAAGAACUGGAGCAUUGUUUUGUACGGCUCUGCAACAAACUUUUUAAGAUUGUUCAACCAUUUUAUUUAAAAAGAAACAGAAACG